Centruroides sculpturatus (bark scorpion) is the source of this 817-nucleotide messenger RNA. Its product is annotated as GDP-fucose protein O-fucosyltransferase 1-like. Gene Ontology annotation, biological process: Notch signaling pathway; protein O-linked glycosylation via fucose. Lineage: Eukaryota; Metazoa; Arthropoda; Arachnida; Scorpiones; Buthidae. The transcript has 2 exons. The record is from RefSeq and is a predicted model, not a curated record. Gene Ontology annotation, molecular function: peptide-O-fucosyltransferase activity. The annotation marks the transcript as partial.
AGUAGAGCCUGUGAACAUAUUCAGCACAGCCCAUUAUUGUUUUCAGCCCCUCAAUGCCUAGGAUAUAACAAUGAACAUGGUUUUGCUACUAAUGAAAUAUGCUUCCCAUCUAAAGACACCAUCUUGCAACAAUUAAAGAGAGUGGUGAAAGCAGUGAAAGCUCGUUCAGUGUUUGUAGCAUCAGAUAAUGACCAUAUGAUCAAUGCUAUUAAUGAAGCAUUAAAGUAUUUAAAGGUCAAAGCUUUUAAACAAGACAAUGAUGAUCCACAUGUUGAUUUAGCCAUUUUGGGACAAUCAAAUCAUUUUAUUGGAAAUUGUAUUUCAUCAUUUUCUGCUUUUGCCAAGAGGGAGAGAGAUGUUAACAGUUUGCCAUCUUCAUUCUGGGCUUUUCCAGUUGACACAAAGAAAGUGUCACCAGGAACAAUUCAUGAUGAAUUUUAACUUAUCACUUUUUUAUAAAAACUGAAUGGCUGACAUGUUAAUGAGCAAAUAACACUGAAACCAAGUGUAAGUAACCAAUUAGAGGAGGGAAUUUUAUUCCUUUUCGUCAGGAUAGUCUAGAGUCCUGGCAUAUGUGGGUGGCGGUUCUUGAGGCAGAAAAAGACAAGAGUUUACAAAAAUGUUUAUUGGGUCAUUAUAUGCUUACAUUCUAUAGGUCUGUCCGAAAGAUUUGGAGUUCAUAUCUUUGUCGGACUUUUGUCUUCUUAGGGUAUGCCCGAGGUCAGUAAUGAGUUGAGGUUUGGAGACUUAGACAUGUACACAGGUUGGCAGAAAGUCAAUUUCUGAUCAACAAUGAAAUAGGAAUUCUCAGCUCAAA